Messenger RNA from Rhodamnia argentea, 1995 nucleotides. RefSeq names its product pentatricopeptide repeat-containing protein At3g51320. Lineage: Eukaryota; Viridiplantae; Streptophyta; Magnoliopsida; Myrtales; Myrtaceae. Gene Ontology annotation, molecular function: protein binding; RNA binding. Gene Ontology annotation, biological process: RNA modification. The record is from RefSeq and is a predicted model, not a curated record. The transcript has a single exon. Bases 132 to 1853 code for a protein of 573 amino acids.
CAUCGCGUCGUCGUCAACCCCAACAGAGUUCGAGCACGGCUCAGUUCCCUCGGCAACACGAACUCCAGUUGUUAAUGGCGACGGUGGCCACGCUUUCUUCUCACCACCCAUCCGGACCCGCCGCCAGAUGAAUGGCAAGAGCCGCUUUGCGAGAACUCCUCCGUCUUAGAAGCACCGCUUCCACUUCGAGGUCGAGCCUCAGUUUCUUUUGCUCGCAUUCAUGUCAAUCUUCUUCAGUUGAGAGCAGGGACAACUCCCUGUUCGAUUCGAGCCUCAAGCUUCUCGAAACCUGUCGAAGCGCUCGAGAGCUGCUUCAGAUUCACGCUCGGUUGAUCACUUCAGGCCUCAUCCGCAAAGCAGCUCUGUCCAGCAGAGUCCUGAGGAUGCAUCUGGAGCUGGGUCACGUUCAAUACGCGAUCUUGACUUUUGAGUGCAUACAUUCGCCGAGUACUUUCUGCGUCAAUACCGUGGUUGAAGCUUACUCGGUUAGCUCGGUGCCGAAUGAUGGGGUACGGUUGUAUUUUAAGAUGCUGAGGCGCGGGGACUUUGUCCCGAACAGCUACACUUAUGUGCCGCUCCUCGGUUGUUGUGCUAAGAUUGGUUGUGCUGGAACCGGAAAGAAGCUUCACGGGCAAGCUGUUAAGAACGGGGUUGACGGGGUGUUGCCAGUGCAGAACUCGCUGAUUCACAUGUACGGUUCUUGUGGGGUUAUUGAGAUUGCUCAGAUGUUGUUCGAUGAAAUGCAGCUGAGGGAUUCGGUGUCUUGGAACGCUACUCUUUAUAUGUACGUCAGAACAGGUGAUUUGGUGUCCGCACGCGACAUAUUUGUCGAAAUGCCUGAGAAAAAUGUGGCUGCGUACAACAUCUUGAUUGUCGGGUAUGUGAAGGGCGGAAAUCCUGGGGCUGGGUUAAAAUUGUUUCGAAAUAUGAUGUCCAAGGGGGUGGGAGCCAGCAAUAGGACUAUGGCUGGUGCAGUUAUGGCUUGUGGAAGGUCGGCCAGACUGAAAGAGGGGAAAUCAGUUCAUGGCUUUCUCAUCAAGAACUUCUUGGAAUCGAAUAUCUUGAUAGACACAGCUUUGAUAGAUAUGUAUAGUAGGUGUGAACGGGUGGAUGUGGCAUGCAAAUUGUUUGACAAAAUCGAGGUAAAGAAUCCAGUAUGUUGGAAUGCCAUGAUCUUAGGGCAUUGCAUCCAUGGGAAUCCAACCGACGGAAUAAAACUAUUUGAAGACACAUUAGGUAGACUUAGGUCAGGCAAUUCUGGCAAAAAGAAGAGGAAAAAACGGAAAAGAAAGUGGUUGGUGAUGGCGGAAAGGCAAGAAGUUUUUCCAGAUGAAGUUACUUUCGUCGGUAUUUUGUGUGCUUGUGCACGCGCCGGACUACUGGAAGAGGGCAGAAACUACUUCAGCAAAAUGACCAGUAGUUUUGGAAUAAAACCCAAUUUCGCACAUUACUGGUGCAUGGCCAAUCUGCUUUCUGGAGCUGGGCUCGUUCAGGAAGCAGAGGAGAUACUGAGGUGCAUGCCUCAGGAUGACGACAACAUGUCAUCGCAAUCCUCUUCGUGGGCUAACUUGCUGUCCUCGUGUCGCUUUAAAGGCGCUGUGGCGGUGGGGGAAAAGAUAGCACAGUCACUUAUCGAGAAGGAUCCUCAGAAUUUCUCGUAUUACCAGCUGCUGCUAAACGUAUAUGCAGUGGCUGGUCAGUGGGAAGAUGUUGGCAUUUUGAAGGAUGUCAUUAAGAAGAAGAUUGGAAGGAUACCACAGUGUGGUCUUGUAGACCUGAAUGAUAUCGUUCAUCAGCUCAGAGUGAGUGAUGUUUGGCAAGAAGAGAUGCAGAUUGCACAAGUUUCAAAUUAAGGAAACAACUUCCUCAGUGACCUGACUUUGAAUUUGAGCGGCCACAAUACAAAUUCUGUAAUGUACAUUGAAGCGGCAUUUUUCCAUACCAUAGGAGACCAUCUUCUGGGCAGAUGGAAUUUUGGAUUUAUACAGGAACUAU